Hevea brasiliensis (rubber tree) is the source of this 3049-nucleotide messenger RNA. Its product is annotated as scarecrow-like protein 6. Gene Ontology annotation, cellular component: nucleus. Gene Ontology annotation, molecular function: DNA-binding transcription factor activity; sequence-specific DNA binding. NCBI's taxonomy places the organism in Eukaryota, Viridiplantae, Streptophyta, Magnoliopsida, Malpighiales, Euphorbiaceae. The transcript has a single exon. The coding region runs from base 531 to 2720 and encodes 729 amino acids. The record is from RefSeq and is a predicted model, not a curated record. Gene Ontology annotation, biological process: regulation of DNA-templated transcription.
AAAAGGGAAAAAAUUAGAGAGAGAAAAAGAGAGGAGCGAGAGAAGGAGAGGGAGGGGGGGGAUUGAAUGGCACUUUACCACUUUUAUAUGUUGCACGCAUCCAUAGCAGGAAACAGAAGGAAAACACAGUACUAAAAACUUCAGAAGAAGAGAAGAAAACCUACCAAAGUUAAACCACAGAAUCCAGAUAAGAUAAAAGAUGGUUCCAAAAUGAGUUCUUCCUUCCAUGCAGUACAAAAAUUAGAGAGAGCAAGAUCGCCAAAGAAAGAAGCAGCUAAGGUGUGUCCCAAAAUGGUUUUUCCCUGACUUCUGCAUGCAUUUAAACAACUUUCUCAUCCAAAUAAUCUAAUUUUGUUUUCCCAUUUAAAGUGUCCAAAUUUAGCCUCUUUUUUUUUUUUAUAUUUAAACUAAUAUUUUUGCUUCUGUAAGUAAAACUUUUGGGGUGGUGGGUGGUUCUUGAUUUUGGAAACUGGAGAGUUUUGGGUUCUUGGGUUUGUGGGUCUUUCCGUUCUCUUUGUUGAUUUUCUUGGAUGAAGGCCAUGCCCCUGCCCUUUGAGGAUUUUCAAGGGAAGGGGGUGUUAGGUUUCUCUUCUUGUUCUUCUUCUUCUUCUUCUUCCUCUUCUUCCUCUUACCCAGAUUCUUUCUCUCAUCUACCACCACAAAAUCAGCUUCAACAGCCACAAAAGUGGCAAAACAGCAACACCCAAGAAAAUUGCUGCUAUGUGGGCAGUGAGCCCACAUCUGUGCUUGACGCUAGAAGAAGCCCGAGCCCACCAACAUCUUCUUCAACACUGUCUUCUUCACAAGGGGGCAGUAACGGCGGUGGUGGAGGUGCCUCCACCGAAACCACCACCGGCGUGGCAGCGGCAGUUUCCGGGUAUCCCUCUGUAGAUGUAAGUACUGAAAAAUGUGGGCAGCUUGGAAUGGAGGACUGGGAGGGCGUGUUGCCUGGGUCUCCUAGUCAUGAACAGUCAAUUUUGAGGCUAAUUAUGGGUGAUGUUGAGGAUCCAUCUUUGGGAUUGAACAGGCUCUUGCAAGGUGGAAGUGGGUCACAAGAUAUGGAGUUCAAUGCGGGUUUUGGGGUUGUAGAUCAGGGUUUCUUCUUUGAGCCUAUUCACAGUACCACCUUGGUGAACAGCAUUCAACCUUCUGUUCAUGGAACUUCUUCCGAGUUUCCUCUUCUUAGCCAAAAUGCCAGGAUUGGUUCCGUAUUGAGCCAAAACCCGAACCCGGUAAUUUCUACUUCAGCUGGCAACAUAUUACCGGGUAUGUUUCAACAUCAACCACCACCACCAAUUGAAGCUGCAGAGGAGAAGCCACAGAUUUUCAAUCCACAGGUGAUAACUCACCAACAUCAAGCACAGUUCGGCCAGAAUCCUGCUAUGUUCAUGCCGUUGUCAUAUGCCCAAUUGCAAGAGCAUCAUCUCUUAUCCCCACCGCCAACUAAGCGCCUUAAUUCAGGGCCCAUUGGAGCCAACUGUCAGUUGCCAAAGGUUCCGUUUCCCGAUUCAAGGCCGGAGUUAUUUCUCCAACGACAGCAACAUCAUCUUCAAAUUCUUCAACAGCAGAGACCAGCAAUGAUGAAGCAAAAAAUUGUGACGGAUGAAUUGGCGGCCCAGCAGCUUCAGCAGGCAAUAUUAAACCCAAUAUGCCAGGCAGCAGAGCUGAUCGAAACUGGCAAUCCGGUACUCGCGCAAGGGAUAUUGGCGCGGCUCAAUCACCAGCUCUCUCUUUCGAUCGGCAAGCCUCAUAUUAGGGCUGCUUUUUACUUCAAGGAAGCCUUGCAGUUGCUUCUUCACAUGAACAACAGUACCAACCCAUCUACUAUGUCCGCUUGUAGUCUUAUUUCCAAGAUUGGUGCUUACAAAUCUUUCUCUGAAAUCUCUCCGAUCCUUCAGUUUGCUAAUUUUACUUGUAAUCAAGCCCUCCUCGAGGCGUGUGAAGGUUUUGAUAGAAUUCAUAUUAUCGAUUUUGAUAUUGGUUUUGGUGGGCAAUGGGCUUCUCUGAUGCAAGAGCUGGCUAUGAGGAAUGGGGGUGUCCCUUCUCUUAAAAUCACUGCCUUUGCUUCUCCUUCCUCACAUGAUGAGGUCGAGCUCGGUUUUACUCGAGAAAAUUUAAGAAUCUUCGCUAGUGAAAUCAACAUGCCAUUCGAGCUCGAAAUUUUAGGCCACGAAUCUUUAAAUUCUGGUUCUUGGUCAUUGCCUCUUUGUGUAUCAGAGAAAGAAGUAAUUGCUGUGAAUCUUCCAAUUGGGCCCUUCUCUAAUUAUCCAUUAUCCCUUCCUGUGGCACUUCGAUUGGUGAAGCAGCUUUCACCUAAAGUCGUGGUCUCAUUGGACAGGGGCUGCGAUCGAACUGACCUGCCAUUCGCCCACCAUGUAAAUCAUUCUAUUCAAUCUUAUUCAAGCCUGCUUGAAUCUUUGGAAGCUGUGAAUAUGAACCUAGAUGCGCUGCAAAAGAUUGAGAGAUUCUUGGUCCAACCAGGUAUUGAAAAAACUGUAUUGGGUCGUCAUCGCCACCCUGAUAGGACUCCUUCUUGGAGGAGUCUGUUUCUGCAGUCUGGGUUCACUCCAUUCCAAUUCAGUAACUUCGCCGAGUCACAAGCUGAGUGUUUGGUGCAGCGAACUCCAGUUAGGGGAUUUCAUGUUGAAAAGAGGCAGUCUUCACUGGUUCUUUGCUGGCAGCGAAAGGAGCUCAUCUCAGCUUCAGCUUGGAGGUGUUGAGGAAUUAGAAAUAGCAUUUCAGAUAUUGGUUCCACCAAUUAGUCAUUGUUUCUGAGGUUCCUCAAUAACUUGCUAGUUUAAUUUCUGAUCUUUCUGAAUUUUUGAAUUCUGCGGUUCUCCUAUGCUAAUUUUCUCCGUGUCCUAGGGUUAUUGUUUCUGAUCGAGAAACCAAACAUUUUAGUAACUGGAUUGCUGUGUACAGCUCUUGUUUCCUGUCACUUUAGAUAUUGCUUGUAACUGUUAUGGUGCAAUGCCUGUUUGAGGUGGUGAUGGUGUUCUCUUGUACACUUGAAAACAAGAUGUGGAAACCAGAAUUAACAUUUUCAAAA